Monodelphis domestica (gray short-tailed opossum) is the source of this 4676-nucleotide messenger RNA. It is a transcript of the gene CRMP1, whose product is annotated as collapsin response mediator protein 1. Gene Ontology annotation, cellular component: cytosol; cytoplasm. The record is from RefSeq and is a predicted model, not a curated record. Gene Ontology annotation, molecular function: hydrolase activity, acting on carbon-nitrogen (but not peptide) bonds, in cyclic amides. Lineage: Eukaryota; Metazoa; Chordata; Mammalia; Didelphimorphia; Didelphidae.
AGGCGUCUUUGUUUUUGGCUCAUGCAAUCCUUCACUGUAAGUCUUGGGGAUACGGAUCCUAUGGAGCAGAAAGGGACAGGAUUCCUGAAAGUGCUGAAGGGACAGCUCCCAGAACCUACUUUAUUCUCCAGUCUAAGCAAGAGCUAGGAUGAAGUCAAGGGAAGGAGCAUGGGGGGCAUGCUUUAUUUUCUCGAUGAACUAAUCCUCUUCAGUCCUUUCUCGGAGACUUUCCUAUCUUAGGCACCAUGUGACGAAAUCUGCCAGCUCUAGCCAAAGUGGGAGGGUGUAUAGUUUAGGCAUCAGAGCGGGCGGUGAUUACUUCCGUGUCAGAAGCCAAGUCUUCGCUCUGGGUACUGCUGGGGUCUCCUGGCUGCAGUCACAGUCUCUCCCCUGGCUAAUGUUCCGUUCCAGCGCCUUAUCCCCGGGUCCACCCCCUCGUCUGCGCCUCAGACAAAAAGAGGAGGAAGACACCAAUCUUUGCCCGCCUUCUUCUGUUCUGGAGGACUGAGUAUCUUUGGCGUUUGAGGAUAUUUUUUCUUCUCUGGAGUCAUAAAACGGGGUUGGGGAGCAAAUAUGCCAAGCUUGAAUAACUUAUGUAGAUCCCUGGAGGGAUUUAGAGAAGGUCGGUGGAGGGGUAGCUGGCACAGCUGAUUUGAGGAGGAAUUCCAGAUCCUCUUAGAACCAGCCCCCAAAGGCUAUUUUACCCUGGAACUGGGCGUUCUAGUGAGUCUCCCCUGCUCUCAGGAAGGGGACUGCCGACUUCAGUUCUGUGUCACCUUCCUCUGGCUCUGCCAAACCUCACAGACGCCAGAGGCGGCGGCGAGGCUGCUGCAGCAGCAGGUGCACACGCCACAGUAGAAGCAACCCAGGCAGAAAGGGUGGCGUGAGGGGCGGCCGCUUCCUGGAGUGAAGAGUAGCCCCUUGCGUGUAUAUAUGUGUAUGUGUGUGCGCGCGCGCGCCUGUGUGCGUGUGUGUAGGUGCAGAAGAGGGCUUCCCCCACCCUUUCUCUCCAAUCGGGAUCAGUCUUUAUAGCGGGGUAGCAGCAGCUAGUGCACUGCGGUCCUGCUGCUGGUGCUGCCGCCGCCUCAACCUCCACUAUUCCUUCACAUCACCUUUCCUUGCUGCCAUCAUCUCGAUCUUCCCUUUGUACUUUAUUUCACGUGCUCCAACCGGAUUAGGGGAUGCGGGUUUCUUUUCCCUCUUUUUAAGGUCUAUCUGGUUUUAACUCCUUUCCCCUUACUCACUCCUUCCUCCCCUCCCUUCUCCUCAUAUUGCUCCAUCCACCCAUCCAUCCAUCCAUCCAUCCAUCCAUCCAUCCAUCGCUCCAUUCAUUCAUGUUUAGGGUCCUUGGAGGUGGUGCAGCCCAAGAGUGAAGGUGCCAGAGGAACUCGGCUGGGGGGGCGGGGAGGGGGGAGAGGACGAAAGACACGGAGGGGGUACAAGAGGAGAGUGCUAGGGAUGGCUGAGAGGAAAAGGAACUGGAAUAAGGAGGAUGACCUGCCUGUGUAUCUGGCCCGGCCCGGCACUACAGCCCAGACCCCACGCCAGAAAUAUGGGGGCAUGUUCGCCUCGGUGGAGGGCGCCUACGAGAACAAAACCAUCGACUUCGAUGCCUAUAGCGUGGGUAGAAAGGGCUCCCGGACUCCCAGGAGCAGCAGCAGGCCCGACAUGAUGUUCUUGGGGGAAACGGGGGACAAUUUUAGCGAGACCGCCAGCGAUGUGAGCGAAGUGUCUGGCUCUGUCAUCAGCUCUCCCGGGGACAGGGAUGACAAGACACCAGGCGUGGAAAUCCGAUACCCGAUGGGAAAGGAAAUGCUCCAGGGCCCGGACAAUGGGAAGAGUGACCGGCUACUCAUUAAAGGAGGAAGAAUUAUCAAUGAUGAUCAGUCCUUCUAUGCAGACAUCUACUUGGAAGAUGGACUUAUAAAACAAAUAGGAGAAAAUUUAAUAGUUCCUGGUGGAGUGAAAACUAUUGAGGCCAAUGGACGAAUGGUUAUCCCUGGAGGAAUUGAUGUCAACACAUACUUACAGAAGCCCUACCAGGGAAUGACCUCUGUUGAUGACUUCUACCAAGGCACCAAAGCAGCACUGGCAGGUGGCACUACCAUGAUCAUUGACCAUGUUCUUCCUGAGCCCGGUGCUAGUUUACUCGCCACCUUUGAAAAGUGGCAUGAGGCUGCCGACACCAAAUCCUGCUGUGAUUACUCUCUCCACGUGGACAUCACCAGUUGGUAUGAUGGGAUCCGAGAAGAGCUGGAUAUGCUGGUGCAAGACAAAGGUGUUAAUUCUUUCCAAGUCUACAUGGCUUAUAAAGAUCUCUACCAGAUGUCCGACAGCCAGCUCUAUGAAGCAUUUACAUUCCUAAAAGGACUUGGAGCAGUCAUCUUAGUCCAUGCUGAAAAUGGAGACUUGAUAGCUCAGGAACAAAAACGAAUCUUAGAAAUGGGAAUUACGGGUCCUGAAGGACAUGCUUUGAGCAGACCUGAAGAGCUGGAAGCAGAAGCUGCUUUCCGAGCCAUCACCAUAGCUAGCCGAAUCAAUUGCCCCGUCUAUAUCACCAAGGUGAUGAGCAAGAGUGCUGCUGACAUAAUUACUCUGGCGAGAAAGAAAGGUCCUUUAGUUUUUGGAGAACCAAUUGCUGCAAGUCUAGGGACAGAUGGAACCCAUUACUGGAGCAAAAACUGGGCCAAGGCAGCAGCUUUUGUGACAUCCCCACCGCUGAGCCCAGAUCCCACAACUCCUGAUUACCUGAAUUCUCUCUUAGCCUGUGGGGAUCUUCAGGUGACAGGAAGUGGCCAUUGUCCAUACAGCACUGCCCAGAAGGCUGUUGGUAAAGACAAUUUCACCCUUAUUCCGGAAGGAGUGAAUGGGAUUGAGGAGAGAAUGACUGUUGUCUGGGAUAAGGCUGUUGCCACAGGCAAAAUGGAUGAAAACCAAUUUGUUGCAGUCACCAGCACCAAUGCAGCCAAAAUAUUUAACCUGUAUCCAAGGAAGGGAAGAAUUGCUGUUGGCUCUGAUGCUGAUGUGGUUAUCUGGGACCCUGACAAAGUGAAGACUAUAACGGCCAAGAAUCACAAGUCGGCUGUUGAAUAUAACAUCUUUGAAGGAAUGGAAUGCCAUGGGUCCCCACUGGUAGUCAUUAGCCAAGGGAAGAUUGUAUUUGAAGAUGGAAAUCUACAUGUAAAUAAGGGUAUGGGUCGCUUCAUACCUCGCAAGCCUUUCCCAGAAUACCUCUACCAGCGUGUCAAAAUAAGGAAUAAGGUCGCUGCAUUGCAAGGGGUUUCAAGAGGAAUGUAUGAUGGGCCGGUCUAUGAUGUUCCAGCUACACCAAAAUAUGCAACUCCUGCUCCUUCUGCCAAAUCUUCUCCUUCCAAACACCAGCCUCCACCAAUCAGAAACCUCCACCAGUCCAAUUUCAGUUUAUCAGGGGCCCAGAUAGAUGACAACAACCCUCGCCGCACUGGCCAUCGCAUUGUGGCACCUCCUGGGGGUCGCUCCAACAUCACCAGCCUUGGUUGAACUUUGAAGAUGAAUGGGUGGCCUUGAAUGAAGGAUGGCAGGAAUUGUAUCCAUUCCCUUCUGUGUCAGUGUUAUUGCAGUCCACAGUUUUAUUUGGUACUAAUGGGAAAAAAAAAGAAUGGUGUUUUUGGGAUUGGUUCCCUUCCCCUCACCCCCUUUUUCUUUUUGGUAUAGGAAGAAGUGGUAAUAGUGUGGUGUAUUUGCUUGGAACUACUUGCCUCCUCAACAUUGUGUUUCCAUCCCAUAGUCACCUCAAAGCAUGGUGCACCUGCUGCUCCUUUAGUGAGUUCAGGUUUUAGCUUUGUCCUCGUACCUGAAUGAUGAUGGUUCCUUUGCACCCUGUAGCUGUACUAGGAUAGUGAAUGCAUGUUACUGAAUUAUUUAUGCCAGUCUGUGAGUGAGUCCCAUAGAACACAUUGCCAAUGACUGACCUAGACACAAUUCCAAGAUGAAAUGCCCUGACGUGACACAUUGGAAACUCUUCAAAGGAAGAAUCCCCUCCCCCCCCCAUUUACACACACACACACACACACACACACACACACACACACACACUGAUCAAGUCUAAACCAGAAAGAAUAUUCUCUUGACAUUAUCCAGUCAAGUUGCUCCAAGAGCAGCAUCUCUUGACAUUGUCCAACAAUGUUGCUCCAAGAUGUGCUGAUGUUGUUCAGCGAGGCAACUUUAAGAGCAGCUCCUAUCGAUACUGUCCAUCAAGGAUGCUCCAUGAAUAGGCCCUGUUGACAUUACCCAGUAAGAUUCCUCCCCUUUCCUCAGUUAUGAAGAGAUAGCUGUGUCUUGUACGAGAAAAUCUGGUCUCUGUCAUAACUGUAAUUCCCCAUAAUGUACAUUCUAGUCUGUUUUCAUCGUGUCAGCUUUUGAGUUCAGGUGGAGCCAAGGAGUAUACACCGAAAGGCUGCUCCCUACAUAUCGUUCAGGGCUCUGUCCCAUGAGGCAGUGGCACUCUGGGUUUGCAUGGAUUUUUGGGUACCUACAAGAUGGCUGAAGUGGCAGUCUGAUUUUUAAAGUUUUGUACAAAGUUUUCUUUUGAAAUCACACACAUUUUUACUUACUGAUGCUGUCCCAGACUGACUUGUUGUGGCUCUUAUUUCUGAAUUCAAAGCUUGUGAAAUAAACAAAAUUAACUGAUCUGUGAA